Messenger RNA from Pseudozyma hubeiensis SY62, 1563 nucleotides. RefSeq lists its product as hypothetical. NCBI's taxonomy places the organism in Eukaryota, Fungi, Basidiomycota, Ustilaginomycetes, Ustilaginales, Ustilaginaceae. The transcript is spliced from 4 exons. The record is from RefSeq and is a predicted model, not a curated record. Bases 1 to 1563 code for a protein of 520 amino acids.
AUGCGACACUUCUCGCUCAGGCAGGUUUCCGAAAAUGAUGCAGUCCGACUGUACGAAUGGACCGAGCGGGAUCCCUCUGCCGUACUCAAAUGCACCUGUCAGCAGGUCCGAAGUAUGAAAACGCUGCCAGAGCUGUCUUACGCGAUAGGAGGUCAGACGCUAUUCCUGCAUCACGAGCGACCAGCACUUCGGGCGGAAGUCUACGGCAUGGUUGUUGGAGUCACCGCCAAAGAAGAUCAAGUCCACUAUGAAGUGGAUGAUGGUACGUCGGUGCUUCGUAUAGUCGAAACCCGCAAGUCAUUGUCACGUCGGACCAAAUCGCUCGCCGACCAGGCAGGUGCGGUCGCCGCUGCGUCCUGCGGGAUCCCGGAAUGCUACAUCAUGCCACCGCAGCCUCAGGCGUCCACCUCCGCCAACAGGCUCGACAAUCCGGCGCCCGCAGCAUUUCUACCAUCGAUGGCUCCACGCUUCAAAGUCGCAGACAUUAUUGGUUGCGCCGGCAAGAUACAGAUUGACCGUGGUGGCCAAAGAUAUCUUCUGGCUGAUCGUAUGGCGCUCUGCGAUGACAUCAACAUGGAAUCAUACCAUCAGCGUGACGUGAUCAAGAGCGAGAUCGAGCUUUACCGUAGACCCUUCGAUUGGAACAUGGUCGAGCUCGCCAAAACGGAGCCCGCAGCUAGGCAGUCCGCCUCUCGUCGCCUCCUUCGAAAACCGCUUUUACGUGUGCUUAGAUCUGACGUGUCGCCGGACGCAAAUUCCGUCACUGCACCUGCGAUGCACGACGAUGCAGAGCCAAAGAUGGAUCGUUCACACAGGCGACGCUUACCGGAAGAGCUUGCCCGCAAGUUGCUUUCAGGCGGGACCGCCUAUCCGUCGCCCCCCGAGUCAUCAUCAAUGUCAUCACCGUCGCUGCCCCGUUCGAGCGAGCCGAGCAUCUUGUCUCGAUCAUCCGAGUCCAAUCCUCGACAGCUACGCGCGCCGACCAAGGUUCCGGAUCGCAAUCUGACCGAAUCCUACUUCCAGCUCCAAAUUCAGCAGCAUAUCAGCCAGCACUACCGCUCCCAGCCUUUUUCCGUCUCAGAUCUUCGCUCUGACUCCGUCCUCUCCACGCUCGCUCAACGCCUCGUUCGCAUUCGGCUGCAGCAUCGUCUUGCUUCUCGCUCUAAUGGGGCCAUGCACAGCAUCAACUCGGGCACCAGCGAGCAGCAGCUAGACAAGAUUCACCGGCUCUUCGAAUGGGCUGUCCGAAAAAUGAUGCAGGACGGCUUCGUCACCCUCGCCGACGCCAACUGCUCGGAGCGGUCUGGGACGUUUCGGCACAGCAAUGAUGGCAGCUGCGAAACGUAUCGUCUCGUCACUCCAGAGUACCUUCUACGGCCACUGCAAACCUUGCUUGGUAACAAGACCUUCAUGUCGCCAGACGACGCUGCUAUCCAAGACGUGGAACAACUCGCUACACGGCUGCGCAUCCUCGACGACCGUUUCAGAAACGUCGAUCGCUGUCUCGUCCAGGAUAGUCUCGCCCUGUAUCGUGCGCGCUGUACCCCCAUCGUAAUCGACUAG